This is a messenger RNA of Mus musculus (house mouse), 984 nucleotides long. It is a transcript of the gene Eef1akmt4, whose product is annotated as EEF1A lysine methyltransferase 4. Lineage: Eukaryota; Metazoa; Chordata; Mammalia; Rodentia; Muridae. The record is from RefSeq and is marked validated. The transcript is spliced from 3 exons. Gene Ontology annotation, molecular function: S-adenosylmethionine-dependent methyltransferase activity; protein-lysine N-methyltransferase activity; methyltransferase activity. The coding region runs from base 25 to 792 and encodes 255 amino acids.
CCUGGCUGCGGCGCUGCCCUGAGCAUGGCCUCUCCCCGGACUCCGGUGUCCCCUCCGGAGUUACCGGAGAAGAACUUCCAGUACCGCCAAGUCCAGUACUGGGACCAGCGCUACAAAGACGCGGCCGACUCUGGACCCUACGAGUGGUUCGGAGACUUCGCUUCCUUCCGUGCCCUCCUAGAGCCGGAGCUGUGUCCUGAGGACCGUAUCCUCGUGCUAGGUUGCGGGAACAGUGCCUUGAGCUAUGAGCUGUUCCUUGGAGGCUUCCCUAAUGUGACCAGUGUGGAUUACUCUCCAGUAGUGGUGGCAGCCAUGCAAGUUCGCUAUGCCCAUGUACCCAGUCUACGCUGGGAGACCAUGGAUGUUCGAGCACUGGACUUCCCUAGUGGGUCUUUUGAUGUUGUCCUCGAGAAGGGUACUCUGGAUGCCAUGCUGGCUGGGGAGCCAGAUCCCUGGAAUGUAUCUUCUGAAGGUGUCCACACUGUGGACCAGGUGCUGAGUGAGGUAAGCCGGUUGCUAGUUCCUGGAGGCCGAUUCAUCUCAAUGACUUCUGCAGGUCCCCACUUUAGGAUCAGACACUAUGCUCAAUCCCGUUAUGACUGGUCACUGAGGCAUACAACCUAUAGCAGUGGUUUUCAUUUCCACUUUUACAUCAUGCAUAAGGGCAGAGCGCUCAGUGUGUCCCAGCUGGCCCUGGGGGCCCAAAUCCUCUCAUCCCCCAGCCCUCCUGCCUCACCCUGCUUCCUCCAAGACUCAGACAACGAGGACUUCCUCAGUGCCAUUCAGCUGUGAGACUGGAAGUGUGAUCUCCAAGUCCUCCCUGCCUUUGUGCAUUAGGCUCCUAGGGAGUUGGAAUUCCCAGUUUGGGGCUGGGGAUUGGUUGCUGGGUACUCAAAUCCAGAGGUCUUGUGCAUAAAACAGUGCCAGUGGGAUCAAGCCCAUGUGAACCAAUACAGUGUGAGUCCAACUAAAUCCCAGAUCCCA